Molecule: messenger RNA, 330 nt
Organism: Trypanosoma theileri
Lineage: Eukaryota; Euglenozoa; Kinetoplastea; Trypanosomatida; Trypanosomatidae
Exons: 1
Source: RefSeq, a predicted model, not a curated record
UUGCUGUUAUCGGCCCUGCAGACGACAGUACACUGCAAUACGCCCUUCCUGCGUUGGAGAAGCACCACUUGGUUGCACUGGGUCCCUACCCUGGGGCAUCUGGAGUGCGGUAUUGGGAGUCGCAUUAUUACUUUCUCCGCACAGACCCCAUGUCCGGCCUAUACGCUGACGUGUGGUACGUCACUGCGCACUUGCGUGUUCGUUUGUCUGGGCUUCAUGUAUUUGUCUGAUGUUUAUUACGGGGAUGUUGAGUACGCUGAAGCCGUCAACUUGAUGAGGGGCAUUGGAUGGGAGCUGUGUGGUGUGUUCACGCUGCCGGGAACGAGGGAG